CUCGCUACGGGUAUAAAUAAACGAGAUAAGUGCAAAGAACAGAGGAACACGUCUCGAGACCCAAGAAAGAGAAAAGAUCCCAUUUUCAGACAAGAUGCUCACGACACAUCCUCCACGAACCUUUGUCUCUGUCCCUCUCUUCUUCUUCCUCUUCUUCUCUCUCCCUCUCUCAUCUCUCUCUCAAUCGAACUCCGUCCACAACUCAUUCCUCAAGUGUUUCUCCGAGAAGACGAAAUUACCGCAGUCCCAAAUCACCGACAAUGUCUUCUCACAGAGCAGCCCUGCUUUCUCCUCCGUCCUCCGCGCUUACAUCCGCAAUGCGAGGUUCAACACUUCUUCUACUCCAAAACCCACGAUCAUCGUCACUCCUCGCUCCGAGAGCCACGUCAGCGCCGCCGUCCUCUGCUCAAAAACUCUAAAUUUUCUCCUUAAAAUCCGUAGCGGCGGCCACGAUUACGAUGGUCUCUCUUACAUCUCCGAUAAACCCUUUUUCAUCCUCGACAUGUCGAACCUCCGAGACGUCUCCGUCGACAUCGCCGCGAACUCGGCUUGGAUCUCCGCCGGAGCCACUCUCGGCGAAGUUUACUAUCGGAUUUGGGAGAAAAGCAGAGUCCGUGGCUUCCCCGCCGGAGUUUGUCCCACGGUUGGUGUUGGUGGUCAUGUAAGCGGCGGUGGUUACGGUAACAUGGUGAGAAAAUUUGGAUUAACUGUGGAUCACAUCGAGGACGCGAAGAUCGUCGAUGUAAAUGGUCGGAUUUUGGAUCGGAAAGCCAUGGGUGAGGAUCUUUUCUGGGCUAUCUCCGGUGGAGGAGGAGGUAGCUUCGGCGUCGUUUUGGGAUACAAGGUCAAGCUCGUUCCUGUACCAUCGACCGUUACUGUUUUUAGGGUAGAGCAGUAUAUGAACUCAGGAGCUGUGGACAUGGUUUACAAAUGGCAAUCCGUGGCUCCCAAGACGGAUCCUAAUCUGUUUAUGAGGAUGUUGAUUCAACCAGUAACGAGGAAUAAGGUGAAGACGGUGAGAGCCUCUGUGGUUGCUCUGUUCUUAGGCAGAGCAGACGAGGUCGUUGCGUUGCUUCGUAAGGAGUUUCCUGAAUUGGGUUUAAAGAAGGAGAACUGUACGGAGAUGACUUGGUUUCAGUCUGCUUUAUGGUGGGAUAACCGUCUUAAUGCGACUCAGGUUGAUCCUAAAGUGUUUCUUGAUAGGAAUCUUGAUUCGUCUAGUUUCGGUAAGAGGAAGUCUGAUUAUGUAGCGACUGCGAUUCCCAAGAAAGGGAUUGAGUCACUGUUCAAGAAGAUGAUCGAGUUGGGGAAAAUAGGGCUUGUUUUUAAUCCCUAUGGAGGUAAAAUGGCUGAGGUUGCGGUUACCGCGACGCCGUUUCCUCACCGUAAGAAGCUUUUCAAGAUUCAGUACUCUGUGAACUGGAAAGAAAACUCUCCCGAGAUAGAGAAGGGUUACUUGAAUCAGGCUAAAGUGCUUUACAGAUUCAUGACUGGUUUUGUGAGCAAGAAGCCUAGGAGUGCUUAUUUGAACUACAGGGAUGUAGAUAUUGGUGUGAACGAUCACGGGAAGAAUAGUUACAAGGAAGGAAAGGUGUAUGGAAAGAAGUAUUUCGGAGUGAACUUUGAUCGGUUAGUGAAGAUUAAAACCGCGGUUGAUCCCGAGAAUUUCUUCAGGAAUGAACAGAGUAUACCUACCUUGCCAAAUACGAAGGGAACGUUGUUGCCAGCGCCGGGAACGGCAAGACGGUGGUCACAGGCUGGAAGAGCCACCUUAGCUGCCACGGUGAUCUUACACGUCUUCUAGAAUAUUGAGAUUGCUUUUUUUUUUUUGUGUUUUGUUUUAGUUGAGUGAUGAUAUCUCUUCAUAAGAUGAACAGAGCCUCACUCUUUUCAGAUAUCUAUCAGAAGUUGAAUGAAUUUAUAAAGUUUCAAAAUUUUCUUGAGACACAGAUUAUAUAGUGGAAGUGUUUUUUUUUUACAGCUACAGUAAAGUGUUACGAGUGGGUUAAAUAAACUUUUUGAUUUAAUUGUUA
Messenger RNA from Camelina sativa (false flax), 2033 nucleotides. Lineage: Eukaryota; Viridiplantae; Streptophyta; Magnoliopsida; Brassicales; Brassicaceae. The record is from RefSeq and is a predicted model, not a curated record.